Symphalangus syndactylus (siamang) is the source of this 3226-nucleotide messenger RNA. It is a transcript of the gene ASB16, whose product is annotated as ankyrin repeat and SOCS box containing 16. Gene Ontology annotation, molecular function: protein binding. The record is from RefSeq and is a predicted model, not a curated record. Gene Ontology annotation, biological process: intracellular signal transduction; protein ubiquitination; positive regulation of protein catabolic process. NCBI's taxonomy places the organism in Eukaryota, Metazoa, Chordata, Mammalia, Primates, Hylobatidae.
AGGAGUUCGAGACCAGCCUGGCCAACAUGGUGAAACCCUAAAUUAAAUCUCUACUAAAAAUACAAAAUUUAGCUGGGCAUGGUGGCGGGUGCCUAUAAUCCCAGCUACUCAGAAGGCUGAGGCAAGAGAAUCGUUUGAGCCUGGGAGGCGGAGGUUGCAGUGAGCCAAGAUUGCGCCAUUGCACUCCAGCGUGGGGGACAGGGUGAGACUCUGUCUAAAAAAAAAAAAAGGAUGUAGGUCUCACUAUGUUGCCCAGGAUUGUCUCAAACUCCUAGGCUCAAGCAAUCCGCCUGUCUUGACCUCCCAAAGUGCUAGGAUUACAGGCAUGAGCCACCAUUCUUGGCCCAAAGCAUACCAUCUAUGUGGGGUCUUGGCUCUGCCUCUCACAAACUGUGACCUUGAGCCAGUAGAUUACUUUAAGCCUUAAAUUCCUCAUCUGUAAAACAGAGAUAAGACCACCCAUCUCAGAGGCAUUCAACUGCGAUAAUUUCAUUUAUUGUCCAAACCAAGUUUACUAAUUACUAGGUGGGCUGGGAAGUAUGGUCCCCUGGGUGAAGGUGGAUAUGAAUGUGAUUUAAACACCGUGAAACUCUGGCAUAUGUAGUUAUUGCUGUUACUGCAGAUGCUGGGAAGAGCUGCUCACCUUCUCAGUAACUCUGCCUUGACCUCCCCUUACCUCCUGUGCUGAGGUCAGCCCUAUCUCCUCCAUGUGGGCCAGUGGUGGCUCCUGCCCUCUAGCCAACAUCAGAGAGUCUGGAGGCACCUUGUCUUCCUCCCAGCCCCGCCCAUCUCCAUGGCUGACCUUUUCGCGCACCCUGGACCUUGCCAACCCAAGAUUCUCCCUCUAGAGAUGAAGGUGGAUGCAGAUGCUGGGGUUCAGGGGUGGCCUCAGCUGAGGGCCUGCUGACCAACCAAAGGGUAUCAGCAGGGUCAGGGGCUGGCCCUCACCUUGGGCUGGGGGUUGGGCCAGCAGUUUCUCAGCACCAGGAUCAUGACUCUGAGCAAACCAUGUUUACCAGAGCAGCGAAGGACCUAUUUAUAGCCUCAGCUGCUGCUUUCUCUGGCUCACGGUGGUGGGGGCAGGGUGGCUCCUCAGAGCAAGGGAGGUAGUCAGGUCGAGGGAACCCGGCUCUGCCCAGGUGCCACUACCCAAACCCCUGGGCCCCAUCCAUGGCAAGAGAGACCUUCCCCUUCACCUCCUCCACACUGCGCUCUCUCCGCCUGCAGCGGGAGUGGCUGGAAUGGGAGGACCGGCGGCGGGAGGCUGCCCAGCAGUGCCGGAGCCACAGGUGCCCGUCAAGUCCCCGGGCCCGACUCACUAGGCCUCACUGUUCCUGCCGAGACCCAGCUGUCCACCAUGCCCUCUUCUCCGGCAACCUGCAGCAGGUCCAAGCCCUGUUCCAAGAUGAAGAGGCCGCCAACAUGAUUGUGGAGACUGUGAGCAACCAGCUGGCCUGGUCAGCUGAACAGGGGUUCUGGGUGCUGACCCCCAAGACCAAGCAGACGGCACCCCUUGCCAUCGCUACAGCCCGAGGCUACACAGACUGUGCUCGACACCUGAUCCGGCAGGGAGCUGAGCUGGAUGCCCGCGUCGGGGGUCGCGCUGCCUUGCAUGAGGCCUGUGCCCGGGCCCAGCUUGACUGUGUGCGGCUGCUGCUGACCUUCGGAGCCAAGGCUAAUGUGCUGACUGAGGAGGGCACGACUCCUUUGCACCUCUGCACGAUCCCUGAGUCCUUGCAGUGCGCCAAGUUGCUGCUGGAAGCGGGAGCGACGGUGAACCUGGCAGCAGGCGAGAGCCAGGAGACGCCCCUGCACGUGGCGGCGGCGCGCGGCCUGGAGCAACAUGUGGCCUUGUAUCUGGAGCAUGGCGCCGACGUGGGCCUGCGCACCAGCCAGGGCGAGACUGCGCUGAACGCAGCGUGCGCUGGGGCCGAGGGCCCAGGCAGCUGCAGGCGGCACCAGGCUGCGGCGCGCCGGCUCCUGGAGGCUGGAGCUGAUGCCCGGGCGGCCGGGUGCAAGCGCCACACGCCGCUGCACAACGCUUGUGCCAACGGCUGCGGGGGCCUGGCCGAGCUGCUGCUGCGCCAUGGGGCCCGCGCUGAGGUCCCCAAUGGGGCGGGCCACACGCCCAUGGAUUGUGCGCUGCAGGCCGUGCAGGACGCCCCCAACUGGGAGCCCGAGGUCCUCUUCGCCGCACUGCUGGACUACGGGGCCCAGCCAGUGCGCCCUGAGAUGCUGAAACACUGCGCCAACUUCCCUCGGGCCCUGGAAGUCCUGCUUAAUGCCUAUCCUUGUGUCCCAUCCUGUGAGACCUGGGUGGAGGCGGUGCUCCCAGAGCUGUGGAAGGAGCACGAAGCCUUCUACAGCUCGGCCCUGCGCAUGGUGAACCAGCCAAGGCGGCUGCAGCACCUGGCCCGACUAGCUGUGCGUGCCCGGUUGGGAAGCCGCUGCCGGCAGGGUGCCACCCGGCUGCCACUGCCCCCGCUCCUCAGGGACUACCUGCUGCUGCGUGUGGAGGGGUGCAUCCAGUGAGCCCCAUGUCAGGCUGUCCCACGGUGUGUUCUGCCCCUCCCACCUGUCCCCGCCUCCAACCCCGGAGGACCAGUUCCUGGCCCUCUUUUCUUUUCUUUUUGAGACCUAGUCUCACUCUGUUGCCCAGGCUGGAGUGCAGUGGCGUUAUCUCGGCUCACUGCAACUUCCACCACCUAGGUUCAAGCGAUUCUUGUGCCCCAAACUUCCGAGUAGCUGGGACUACAGGCAUGAGUCACCACACCUGGCUGAUUUUGUAUUUUUAGUAGAGACAGGGUCUCACCAUGUUGGCCAGGCUGGUCUCGCACUGACCUCAGGUGAUCCACCCGCCUCGGCCUCCCAAAGCGUUGGGAUUACAGGCAUGAGCCACUGCGCCCGGCUGCCUGCCCCUCUUUUCUGUACUCCACGUGCUGUCCUAGUCCACCUCACUCCUCCAUGGGUUUCUUGAGACACCUGCUGACCUCUAGCCGGACCUGAGCUUCAGACCCUCUCUCCAGCAGGAAGGGCUGCAGACUCUGCCUGUUCCCAGACUCGGCCUUCACCUCCCUCCUCCUCCUGUGUUUAAGUGGACGGCCCCUCUAUCCGUCCAGGUCCCAUGCCAAGAACCAGUGAUUCUAGUGACUCACCACCUCCCUCUCCUGCCCCCCUUAUACCUGUUCAGCCUCCUAAAGAGGGACAAACUCUGUCUCUGCGUGCA